AUGGAAAGGUACGUUCCGACAUCCUCCAAGGAUCAGUUUUGGCUCGGCAGCCAUAUUCGUUUGAUCUUCUACGAAAGCCGGAGAUUGGACGCCGCUACCAUUUGUCCAUGCCGCCAACGCCUCUGGGACUGGAGCCUCAAGUACGCGGACGGCACCAGCCCCAGCGGGUUUCGACCGGAGGACGUCGACCCUGAGAAAAUGAAAUGGCUGGACGACGUCCUCAAACACUACAUGGUGGACUUCUCGGCACGGAUGAAGGAGAUUAAGACAGCGCUAGAGAAGGACACCUCCGCGAGCGGAGCCGGAGUGGAGUCUGACCAGGGUCCUGCCGCGGGCGGUGAUGUUGGGGACAGUGGUGGUGCCGGUUUGGAGGAGCGGGAGGCGCUUCUGGAGGAGCUGAUGGAUAUCGUGUCAUCCAUUGACUACGCGCGAGACCUGCACAAGAUCGGCGGGCUGCCGGUGCUCCUUGAGCUGCUGGCCAGUCCCCAGCCCUCCCUGCAGUGGAGGGCAGCCGAGGUGGUCGCCACGUGUGUGGCCAACAACCCGCCCGUACAGCAGUGGUUCCUGGACGGAGGUGUGCUGCCGCGUCUGCUUGACCUCGCCGCUCCCUCCCAGCCCCAUGGCACGGUACGGACCAAGGCGCUGCUGGCACUGUCGGGAUUGGUACGACACUUCGGACCCGGCUUGGAGGCGCUUCGCGAGGCUGGCGGCCUGGUACUGCUGGUGGGCAGUCUGGGUGCCGCUGACCGGCGGAUAGCCCGCAAGGCCAUGACGCUGCUAACCUACAUGCUCACGCAGCGGCGUGCAGACUGCGCCGCAGCCGUUGCCGGCGGCGCCCUGCCGCCGCUCGUCGCCGAACUUGAGCUGCACGCCGCGCCAGACGGCGACAACGACGGCAGCGCCGCGGAAGCAAGUGAUAUGCGGCAAGCGGCGUUGAGCGCGCUCAUACAGCUGGCGUCGUACCCGUCCACGUGGGCGGCGGUGCGUGACGCGCCAGGACUACAGGCGCGCCUGGCAGUGCUGGCGGCGGCGCACGCGGCGUUGCCGGCGGACGUGGCGGAGGCGCAGGCUGAGGAGGGGUUGCUUGUCCAGCAGCUGACGGCCCUGCUUGCGGCGGCGGCGCCACCAGCGGGGCGGCCGGACGAGCUUGAUCAUGUAUCUGUCGAAGCAUUUGAAGAGGCGGGGCGGGGAACGACAUUUGCCGUGAAUGAGCCGCAGCCGGUAGCGGUAACGGUAGCGGUUAGGGAUGCUGGAGCGGGGCAUGAGGACCAGGGGGGGGGGACGGCGACGAUGACGAUGACGGUCGCAGGGCGGGGUGGCGCCGAGGGGAGUACUGCAGGUAGCGGUGACCCGGCGGCUGGGCGGCCGCCGCUGUUGCUGGGUGCUCCAUAG
Volvox carteri f. nagariensis is the source of this 1392-nucleotide messenger RNA. RefSeq lists its product as uncharacterized. The record is from RefSeq and is a predicted model, not a curated record. The transcript has 6 exons. The coding region runs from base 1 to 1392 and encodes 463 amino acids. Lineage: Eukaryota; Viridiplantae; Chlorophyta; Chlorophyceae; Chlamydomonadales; Volvocaceae.